AUUAAACAAUGUGGCCUCUGCAAAGUUUAGCUUUAUUUUCAUGUUUAGGAGCUCUUCAAGUGCACAGUAUCAGACUGCGGCUUGAGCACUUUUAUGUCAAAUCUUUUGUACCAGAUGAUAUGUUCGCGGAGUAUGACAUUGUCGACUAUGAGAAAAUCAAUGUGAAUCUCACAGUUCAAGUGCCCUUUCCUGGCAAGCUUCUCAUCCACAUUUUCGUAAGGAAGCUGUCAGAUCAAGUUGGUGGUUCGAACUACUUCGAUCUGAUUCGCAUGACGAACAAGGAUCUCUGCAAGCUCCUCGAUUCACUUCGCAAUAUUACAGUGGAGGAAAUUCCGGGCGAAAGCCUUUUGCCCUCGACUUUUGUUGUCUCAUGUCCUUUGGUUCCAGGCUUCUAUUUUGUUGAGAAUGGCGUUAUUGAUUCCAAACUGGUUCCUUUCCGCAUUCCCGAUGGCAGAUACAUGGUACUUUUUGAGCUGAUACAAGUCUACGAGGAAGUUAUGAAGCUGAUUUCAUGCAGAAUCAAGUUUUCCAUUAAGACACCACCUGGAUACACGGAACCAUCGCUGUUUAAAAAUAGCGAGGAAAAUAAAGCGACUGAGAAGCCAGUAGAGAAAACCGAAGAAGCAAGUACAGAGGUUACUCAGUCGAAAGAGGAUAGUUCGGAAGUAUCAAACGAUUACGAAUAA
Molecule: messenger RNA, 686 nt
Organism: Drosophila melanogaster (fruit fly)
Lineage: Eukaryota; Metazoa; Arthropoda; Insecta; Diptera; Drosophilidae
Exons: 2
Coding region: 9-686 (225 amino acids)
Source: RefSeq, marked reviewed